ACACCCACCACAGAUGAUAAAACGAUGACAGGAAGGGAAAUGCUUGAAAUAACUCUUAUCAUUUGUGGUUCAAAAUGGACAAAUGUGUGGUUCUUUUUGCAAUAAUAGGAAUUUUUGCCGUAAAUCAUGUACAUGCAAGAAGAAAUCGACCGGAGGAUAAAACUAAAUGCCCUGAAGUACGGGCUAUAAGGAAUUUUGAUUUGCAAGAGAUGCUAGGAACCUGGUAUGUCAUAGAAUACUACGCUAGUUCUGAGGAAGCGUUAUCCUAUAGAUGUAUGAGAGCCGAUUUCGCGAUGUCCAGUUUUGAAAACGUCAACAUGAAUUUCAACUACAGUUUCGUCGAUGAUCCUAUCAACGAAAUACUUACUGGGAAUAUUUCUUGGGUUAUGCCACAUCCUGAGGAACCUGCACACUGGGUCCAUUCUGAAGACACUUAUGAAGGAGUAUACAAUACCUACGUUUUAGACUCGGACUACAUAUCGUGGGCUCUCUUACUGCACUGCGCAGAAAAAUCCAAAGUGCCGAGAUAUCUCUCCAGUUUUAUAAUGAGCCGAGAUCCGACUUUAGGCAAGAACGUCAUAUCGUAUCUCAGAGACAAGUUGCCCAGAUACGAUAUAGACCUGUCAUAUAUGUUCGACAUGCAACAAUCAGAUUGUAAUUCGACUAUUAGUGAUAUUCCACCUUCGUUAUUAGUUAACAGACCAGUAGUGGCGAGUAGACGACAUCCUAUGAAACAUCAUCAUAAUGAGAAGGUAUACAAUAAAUCCGAUCACAAGCUAAAAGUAUCUUCUUGAAGACUCUUGGGAAUUGACAUACGAGCAAGAAUAUGUAACUGAGUCCCUAAAGAAGAAAACGUAUCAAAAUCAUUGGCAAACAUUUUUCUAUAAUAUCUAAUCUGAAAAUAAUGAAAAAAUAAUAAUUUUAUUUAAAUUUUA
Diabrotica virgifera virgifera (western corn rootworm) is the source of this 935-nucleotide messenger RNA. RefSeq names its product apolipoprotein D (gene Karl). The coding region runs from base 75 to 794 and encodes 239 amino acids. The record is from RefSeq and is a predicted model, not a curated record. Lineage: Eukaryota; Metazoa; Arthropoda; Insecta; Coleoptera; Chrysomelidae. The transcript has 4 exons.